Molecule: messenger RNA, 742 nt
Organism: Suricata suricatta (meerkat)
Lineage: Eukaryota; Metazoa; Chordata; Mammalia; Carnivora; Herpestidae
Gene: YWHAH-AS1
Product: chromosome 14 C22orf24 homolog
Source: RefSeq, a predicted model, not a curated record
GCCGCCGCCACGGCCCCGCCUGAGAGCUGCGCAGGCGCCCUGUGAAUGCUGCAUUUUACCGCCGCAUAGGUGGAGGGCCAGCACACAGGAGGCACCAGCCAUCACAACCAUACAAUAAAUAAUUCCUUGCUGCAUCCCGGCCUGAGCCAGGGAUAAGGACUACUCCUCCUUAAAGGACUGGAUUUCCAAAGCAGUGCCAGAACCCUCCUCCAGAGCCCAGUGAAUAGGUGACCCAGAAAAGGAGACUGCACUAAUGGCUGGCAGAGUUCCUUGUUUUAGCUCUGAAGGUCCAGGGUAUUUCACCACUGGACGUUCAGCAAACAACGGUAUGGCACCUCAAGAGGAUAAAACAGGGAUGCUUCAGAGGAUCAGUGUUUGGACCCCAUGUCAAAAUGUGGCAUGGAAGAGAGUAACAAGGAUCUACUCCAUAGCCAGCCACAGGGCAGCAGUUUGCAAGUGCAGUUCCACUCAGCUAAGGAAGCAGUGGCAGGCUGGCCCCACCUCAGGAAACAGAAGGACCUGGGAGGACCAAAGCCACAGAAGACUGACUCCAGGGCUGUAUCCCCGGAGCCUACCACUGUGCUGGGCAUACAACAGGUGCUCAGUCAGUACUUGCCAAAUGACUGAAUGCAUCCUGUCAGUAUCAGGAUGCCACCAGUUCCUGAGGAAGCUGGGGAGAUGGGAGGAAAAUGUUUGGACUCCUGCCACACCUUACAUUAGCAGCAUCUUCUCCGAGUCUUGA